AUGCCCCAAGCGGGUUCUACAUCUAAUUGCAUGCUAUCUUCACCCGCUAUGGCUACCGCGACGGAGAGGAUUCCCAAGCCCAAGCAGAUUAAGCGUAUGCGCGUCCCUAGAAGACUUUACGUCAAAGCCGUAUUCACAGGAUACCGCCGUGGUCUAAGAAACCAACAUGAGAGUACUGCCCUAUUGAAGAUUGACGGUGUGGAUAACAAAACAGAUACCAAGUUUUAUCUUGGGAAGCGCUGUGUCUACGUUUACCGUGCAGAAAAAAAGAAGAAUAUUCAGAGGCGCUCGAAGCCCACAAAGAUUCGCGUCAUAUGGGGCAAAGUGAUGAAACCUCAUGGACGCAGUGGAGCAGUGCGCGCACGGUUUAAACACAAUCUUCCUGCUAGUGCUAUGGGAUCAAGAAUAAGGGUAAUGUUGUACCCGUCAAGAAUUUAA
Messenger RNA from Protopolystoma xenopodis, 438 nucleotides. The record is from the annotation of a GenBank genome assembly. NCBI's taxonomy places the organism in Eukaryota, Metazoa, Platyhelminthes, Monogenea, Polystomatidea, Polystomatidae.